Micropterus salmoides (largemouth bass) is the source of this 2898-nucleotide messenger RNA. Its product is annotated as double-stranded RNA-specific editase B2-like. Gene Ontology annotation, biological process: RNA processing; adenosine to inosine editing. The record is from RefSeq and is a predicted model, not a curated record. Gene Ontology annotation, cellular component: cytoplasm; nucleolus. Bases 1 to 2178 code for a protein of 725 amino acids. The transcript has 11 exons. Gene Ontology annotation, molecular function: tRNA-specific adenosine deaminase activity; double-stranded RNA binding; double-stranded RNA adenosine deaminase activity. Lineage: Eukaryota; Metazoa; Chordata; Actinopteri; Centrarchiformes; Centrarchidae.
AUGUUAUCAACCCUCAUCAGUCCCAUACGAUACUGGGAUACUGGAGCAUCAUCAGCUGACAAUUCAAACAAGAGACGUAAACAGCAGAGAAGAUGGAUGAAAGGUACCAGCAGUUUGGAGGUGAAAGAGAAUCAGGAUGAUAAAAGUCAGGUGGACUGUGACCUACUACGAAAGUUUCAUCCAUCAACUUUUUGCACAACUUUUCCCAAACACAGACCAAGAGCUCUGAAGAGGAAUCAGCCUUUGGUGGAUGGAAAAGAACGGCUGCUCUACCAAAGCCACUUGCCUUGUAAAAGAGCAGCCUGGGCUGUCACUCAGAAAAACGCGCUGGUGCAGCUGAACGAGUUACGACCCGGUCUGCGGUAUGAGAUUGUUUCAAAGACUGGCCCACUGCAUGCUCCAGUGUUUUCUGUAGGUGUGGAGGUAAAUGGUUUCCACUUUGAGGGCCGAGGACCAACAAAAAAGCAGGCCAAGAUGAGGGCUGCAGAACUGGCUCUCCGGUCAUUCAUUCAGUUCCCCAACGCCUCCCAGGCUCACACCACCAUGGGGAACUUCACCAGAACUCCUAUGGAUUUUACAGCGGAUAAACUAGACAUCCCCGACGCAUUCCUCAAGGAGUGUGAGCCAUCACUCCGUGAAAACUGUGACCUCCUGCACUGCAACACAGCGAGAAACGAGGUUUUCUCCAGCGUUUACAACCACAGACGACUUGUUCGACUCACACUAGACCUGGUCUCAAAAAGAUGUGCACUUAGCACCUCAAUUUUAGAGCACCUUAGUCCAGUGGUGCUGCUCAAUGAGCUGCGACCAGGACUCAGGUACCUGUGCCUGACAGAGAGAGUUCAUGGCAGGCCAAUGAGGAGUUUUGUUAUGGUGGUACGGGUGGAGGGGAAGGUGUUUGAAGGGUGUGGUCACAGCAAAAGACUGGCCAAGGCCCAGGCAGCAGCGGCCGCCCUACAGUCUAUUUACAACAUAAGUCUGGGACCGGAGAGAAAGAUUAUGGGCCUCCAGGGCAGCAGGGCCAAAAAUCAGCUACCUCAGUUCUUCGCAGAGUCGAUGUUCCACCUUGUGAGAGAGAAAUACACAGAGCUGACACACAGUUGCUUCUCUACCUUGCAUGUCCGUCACAAGGUCCUGGCAGGGAUCUUAAUGACCAGAGGAUUUGACCUCAGAUCAGCCCAGGUUGUGUCUCUGGGCACAGGGACUAAGUGUCUGGACUUGGAAAACAUGAGUGACCACGGCAGUACGCUCAGCGACUGCCAUGCCGAAGUCAUCAGCCGAAGGGCGCUAGUUCAAUUCCUGUAUGCUCAGCUGGAGCUGCUGCUCUGUAAACCAGCAGACUGUGAGGAACAAUCCAUCUUCAUACCAAAUAAAAACGGCGGCCUCCGGCUGCGGGACGGCGUCCUCUUCCACAUGUACGUCAGCUCGUCGCCAUGUGGAGACGCUCGUCUCAACUGCCCCUACGAGACCACGGCUGCAUCCCAUCUGCUUCAAGAUCCCAGCAGGAGGUUCCGCUGUCACCUCAGGGUGAAGGUGGACGGAGGCGAGGGGACGCUGCCUGUCACAGCACGAAGAGCCAAUCAGAAAUGGGACAGUGUGGCACCAGGCAAACCUCUUGUCACCAUGUCAUGCACCGACAAGAUGGCAAAGUGGAGCAUUGUGGGCCUCCAGGGGGCACUCCUGUCUCACCUGGUGGAGCCGGUUUACCUGCACAGCCUGACGGUGGGAACGCUCAGCCACACAGGUCACCUGGGCAGAGCCAUGGCACGCCGCCUCGCAUCCGUCAAGCACCUGCCCUCCCCAUACCGACGGCAGCAGCUGUUGCUUGGCUGUCUGAGCAGCAGCGAGGUUCGGCCAGCAGGGAAGGCGCCGAACGUCAGUGUGAACUGGAGCCACGGUGACGGAGGCCUGGAGGAGAUCAGCACCUCCACAGGAAGGAGGAAGGACUCAGGGACGCCGUCACGGCUCUGCAGGCGCUCCAUCUUUGCCCGCUGGCAGAGGCUGCAGCAGCAGUUGAAUGGUGCAGAAGCCACCCCAGGGACAUAUUCUGCUUCCAAGAUGACUGCUGGAUGCUACCAAAGGGUGAUGCAGCAGUUUACAGGCGCUCUGCAGGGCGGAGGGCUUGGAAUUUGGCUCAGAAAACCUCCAGAACUGGGUCACUUCAACAUCAAUGUGUGAAAAUCUGUUUUAAAUUCUGAAUAUUGACGGUUAAAGUGAAGGUCAUGUAUGCUUUUCUUUGUGAGUGCGUGAGUGAGGAACAAAGAUUGUCACUCUAGACAGAGAAGAAGAUUGGGAAUUUCACUUCUGUUUAUCUUAAAUGAGGAAUUAUUAACUGUGUGAAAAUGGCAUCAUUGGAGCGACUCGGGACAGACAAGUAAAGAAUUCUCCAUUAUGCAAAUUAGCAAAGAAUAUUUAAAAAAAGUCAAUCAACUUUAGACAAAAGCUGGAGUAGACGUCAUAGUGCAUAACAUUAGCUGAAGUAGCCUAAACUUCCGCUCUGGAAGCUAAUGCUAGCUCAUCUGGCUAGAUCAAACCUGAACAACAAUGUUGCUGUAAGCACUUAGCUAGCUAGCUAGCUCACUUGACUAACGGUGAAGACAUUUUCUAUAAGUUUAACUAAGCAAUAUACAGCAACUGAGUAAUAAGUAAAUAACUGCACACUUAGAGCUGGAUGUGUAAAUGUGGAACAUGUGGAAUAAUUCAGUGUUACUGUCAUAUCGUACAGAAUGUAAUUAUAAGCAGCCAUGUAUGUUAGCCUUGUAAUAUUUGUCUGUUAUCUCCCACCUGUGAAAACAACUAUCCUACAGUAAGUAUCAACGAGCUGCCGGCAAAAUGGCUGCAAAAAUCCAAGUUAUAUCUAAAACACAACUGAUUUGGAUAAUUAAAAGGGGAACCACA